Molecule: messenger RNA, 4135 nt
Organism: Ruditapes philippinarum (Manila clam)
Lineage: Eukaryota; Metazoa; Mollusca; Bivalvia; Venerida; Veneridae
Exons: 4
Coding region: 239-1234 (331 amino acids)
Source: RefSeq, a predicted model, not a curated record
UGCAUUUCAGCUUUUCGCUUUGUGCAAGCGGUCGAUUUAUCUGAACGAUACGCAUUUCUGUGAUAAGAUUAUUUAUUCAAAUAGGCUACGUUGGCUUAGAAUUUUUUCUUUAACUUUUAAUUGUGUGCUACUAGAUUACAAAUGCUGCGUAUUUUAAUGAUUUCCAAAGAAUACUCAUAGCUUGAUUCUGCUGAACAUCUUGGACGUUCCUCAUCUCAAAAAGAUUUCACACGAAAAAAUGUAUUCAUCAAACGCACCACGUAUGCAGGUGGCUGUAGGAUUAUUCAUUGUCAUAAUCGUGCUCUUUAUAUUGAUUCCGAACAGAAUCACUAAAUGUGAGAACAAAGAAAUUUAUAUAAAAGAAACACCAAAAGUAAAGGAAAUUCCAAAAGUAAACACAGAAACCACAGAAGGAAACAAAAUAAAAGUGACACAGACCAAAGAAAAUAAAUAUCCACACCUCCCGUAUAAUGUUCAGAAGGACCCCAACUUUGACUUCAAGAAAGAAACCGAAAAUCUGAAUAAAGAAAAGGUGAAACCGGACGACCCGCGUUUAGUGAAUUUGAUAAGGAAUUAUUAUAUAGAGCUGCCCUCCGACAAGCCUUACAAACUUGCAGAGCCGAACAGAUGGGAUUCUUCCUAUGGUCAAGCUAUGUUUGUUGACGGAGCGUUACGAAAUAUGGCAAGUGGAUUCUUUGUUGAUAGUGGGGCACAUGACGGGGAAAUACAAUCGAACACAUUGUUCUUUGAGAGACGCAGAGGUUGGACAGGUAUUCUUAUCGAGCCCCAGCCAAAAAUCUACGAGCAAUUAAAAAGCAAAAAUAGAAAAUCAUUCACAUUAAAUGCAUGUGUUAGCGUAGUUCCAUAUCCAUCUACGGUUAAAUUUCUACCGACAUCAUUCUAUGGAAAGAUGGUGGAAAAUAUAACGAGUGAAGACGAAUGGACCAAGAAAGGAUACAAAGAAAUAACCGUACAAUGUUUCCCUUUGUAUUCAAUUUUACUUGCUAUGAACCAAUUAACUGUUGACUAUUUUAGUUUAGAUGUCGAAGGAGCCGAGGAGGGCAUACUCAAUAAUAUACCUUUUGAUAAGAUCAAAAUUAGAACUAUCUCUAUAGAGUAUGAUAAAUUCGAAGGAGGACACGUGCGACUACGGAAAGAAAUGGAAAGUAGGGGUUUUUCGUUUUUAGUUAAAAUGGAUUCAAUAGCAGCUCAUGACAGCAUAUUCAUUAAAUAGAAUAUUCUAAAUAAAUUAUGGUUAGUAAGCAUAAUAAAACUGUUGACUUAUGAUAAUGUAAUACUAUAUGUUGUUUAGUUUAGUUGAGAUUAGUGUAUUUUCUUGAUUGCUUUUGGAUAUGUGUGAGAUAUCCUUGUUUGUAUGUGUGCUUUAUUGAAAAAAAAUACGGAAAGAAAUGGAAAGUAGGGGUUUUUCGUUUUUAGUUAAAAUGGAUUCAAUAGCAGCUCAUGACAGCAUAUUCAUUAAAUAGAAUAUUCUAAAUAAAUUAUGGUUAGUAAGCAUAAUAAAACUGUUGACUUAUGAUAAUGUAAUACUAUAUGUUGUUUAGUUUAGUUGAGAUUAGUGUAUUUUCUUGAUUGCUUUUGGAUGUGUGUGAGAUAUCCUUGUUUGUAUGUGUGCUUUAUUGAAAAAAAUGUGUUUGAAUGAGUGUUUUAUUGAGAAGUCUGUGUUUGCAUGAGUGUUUUAUUGAAAAUUGCGUGUUUGCAUGUGUGUUUUAUUGAAAAGUCUGUGUUUACUUGUGUGUUUAUUGAAAACCGCGUGUUUGCAUAUGUGUUUUAUUGAGAUGUCUGUGUUUGUAUGAGUGUUUUAUUGAGAUGUCUGUGUUUGUACGAGGGUUUUAUUGAGAUGUCUGCGUUUGUAUGAGUGUUUUAUUGAGAUGUCUGCGUUAGUAUGAGUGUUUUAUUGAGAUGUCUGUGUUUGCAUAUGUGUUUUAUUGAAAUGUAUGUGUUUGUAUGAGUGUUUUAUUGAGAUGUCUGUGUUUGUAUGAGUGUUUUAUUGAGAUGUCUGUGUUUGUAUGAGUGUUUUAUUGAGAUGUCUGCGUUAGUAUGAGUGUUUUAUUGAGAUGUCUGUGUUUGCAUGAGUGUUUUAUUGAGAUGUCUGUGUUUGCACGAGUGUUUUAUUGAGAUGUCUGUGUUUGCAUGAGUGUUUUAUUGAGAUGUCUGUGUUUGUAUGAGUGUUUUAUUGAGAUGUCUGUGUUUGCAUGAGUGUUUUAUUGAGAUGUCUGUGUUUGUAUGAGUGUUUUAUUGAGAAGUCUGUGUUUGCAUGAGUGUUUUAUUGAGAUGUCUGCGUUUGCAUAUGUGUUUUAUUGGGAUGUUUGUGUUUGUAUGGGUGUUUUAUUGAGAUGUCUGUGUUUACAUGAGUGUUUUAUUGAGAUGUCUGUGUUUGUAUGAGUGUUUUAUUGAGAUGUCUGUGUUUGUAUGAGUGUUUUAUUGAGAUAUCUGUGUUUGUAUGAGUGUUUUAUUGAGAUGUCUGCGUUUGCAUAUGUGUUUUAUUGAGAUGUUUGUGUUUGUAUGAGUGUUUUAUUAAGAUGUCUGUAUUUGCAGGAGUGUUUUAUUGAGAUGUCUGUGUUUGCAUGUGUGUUUUAUUGAGAUUUCUGUGUUUAUAUGAGUGUUUUAUUGAGAUGUCUGCGUUUGUAUGAGUGUUUUAUUGAGAUGUCUGCGUUUGUAUGAAUGUUUUAUUGAGAUGUCUGUAUUUGCACGAGUGUUUUAUUGAGAUGUCUGCGUUUGUAUGAGUGUUUUAUUGAGAUGUCUGCGUUUGUAUGAGUGUUUUAUUGAGAUGUCUGUGUUUGUAUGAGUGUUUUAUUGAGAUGUCUGUAUUUGCACGAGUGUUUUAUUGAGAUGUCUGCGUUUGUAUGAGUGUUUUAUUGAGAUGUCUGCGUUUGUAUGAGUGUUUAUUUUAGAUGUCUGUGUUUGUAUGAGUGUUUCAUUGAGAUGUCUGCGUUUGUAUGAGAGUUUUAUUGAGAGGUCUGCAUUUGCACGAGUGUUUUAUUGAAAAGUGCUUGUUUGCAUGUGUGUUUUAUUGAGAUGUCUGUGUUUACAUAUGUGUAAUAUUGAGAUGUCUUUGUUUGCAUGAGUGUUUUAUUGAGAUGUCUGUAUUUGCACGAGUGUUUUAUUGAGAUGUCUUUGUUUGCAUCAGUGUUAUUGUUGAGAUAUUAUGUUUUAGCAUGUGCCUUCUAUAAAUUGUGUUUUAUUCAGAUGUGGGUAUGUUGGCUUAAAUAUAUCAUUAAGCUAAACAAGUUAAUAUUGUUUUUAUUGAGGUGUGUUUGUAUGUAUGUAGCUAUUUUUGAGAAGUUCUUGCCGUGACAUUGCAAUUUUAUAGCUAUGUAUGUCGCCAUGGGUGUUGUUUUAUCAUAUUCGUGUAUGCCUGUUUUUCUUUUCUUUCUUUCUUUUUUUUAAUUUGUGCGUGUUUACAUUGGCAUAUGAGCAUAAAGAAACUAUAUCAUGCCAUAUAUCAAUAAGCCUUAUUUAGGUUAAGAUUAAAUUGUGUGAUAUUUGUCGUAGGUUUUUUACGUACUUUUUUACAUGACAGCAGACAUCAGAACGACAAAAUUCAACUUUUCAUAUUGGAAUAGAAUAAUCAUUCAGUUACGACUAUAGAGAUAUUUAGUUGAUACAUUUUGGCAUUAUGCACAAACACAAGGUCCCUGAAAACAUCAAAUGUAAAACUGUAUAUGAUGAUGCUUAGCAAUUACGUAUCUUUAUACGGCAUUUAUCGUAAAUCUGUUGUAAAGUAAUGUCUACACAGCUGACGUAAAGAAGAUAACGAUUUGAUAUAUAUAUAUGUUACUUUUAUCACUUUCAAUAACACAAUGGGACUUGUUGAUCUUUCACUGUUGACUAAACUUUCAUCAUUAUAGGGAUACUUUCCAAACAUGUAAUGAUCGACUGAAUAGAGAGUAUAGUAGAUUAUUUUUGAACAGGCAUGGAAUGAAUAAAAUAUGUUGCUGCCAGCAGGAAACAGGAACAGGGUUAAGGACAUUAUGGUGGAAAUAUUGUAUAUCUUUAUAGUCAUAAGUUGUAUAGAUCAGUACAUAAAUUAACAUUUGAAUACAGGAACACGUACACUAUAUUUCUUUCAUAUUUGCAUGUAUAAUAGCUACACGGUUUAAAGAUGACAACAUGU